GGGUCUCAUUCCAGUGAACUACCCUUCUGCACUGCAGUUCAGGAAAUCAUUUGCGGUGGCUUGGCUCAGCUUUACUCUCAGUACAUGCUUGGAGUUGAUCUACGAUGGGAUCGACUUCGUUGGGCAUAUGAGUUCGACGUUGCGAUGCGAACUAAGAGAGCAUCUGACUUGAGCGGCCUCAGCCGAGAGGAGAAGGAGAAGGCCAAGUGUUCCUUUGAACCAGGCGAAAUCGCUCACGUUGAUGGUGGCGGUGGAAUCACGGCUGCCUUCUACGAAUUCUUGGAUCGGGAAAACUUUCCUCUGACGCCAAUGGAACAGCGAUACAUGCGCGUUCUUAACGACAGCGCUCCCGAUAUUAGCAAAUACUGUCUCGUCCUCCAACGUGUAAGUGCAGACACAUUCAUUGUGUGCUACAUCGCGUCUUUCGGUGGUGUUGUACACGGCACCGGCCUGUCUCCAAUAACUCGGUUUUUUUCCAUGGCUAUGGGCGAUACACCUCCAUGGCCUCCCAAUUCAAGGCCUCUGCACGUGAUUCCGAGAUGGAUUGGAUCUGGCUUCAUAUUUGGUGUUCCAGUGGUCAGGAAGAAUCUGUCGAAGACUACUCAUUCCCGUGCUUCUCUUGCCCACGGAGAACUGCAUAGGGUAAGACAUUUUAUUGCAGAAAGGCUUAAGCUCUUCCAGCAAGCCCAUAAAGAAUUGCGCGCAAAAGAGCGUGAUUGGCAUAAAUUCCGCAAGAAAACUGGUCUAAAAAUUGAUAGCUAUGUGGAUCCCGUGAGGCUGGACGUGAAUCACCCAGACGGGUUAGCCUCCGACCCUGUGAUACCCAGCGAAGUGCCCGUCCCCGGCGACCCCACGGAAUGCUCAAACUUCAGAAACAUGCUUCGGAUGAAGCGUAACGUUAAAGUGCCUUUUCUCCACAGACGUCGUUUCUUGGAUAUUCCACCGAGCAAUCACCUAGGCUGGUUACUAAAAUGGAAACGACAAGAUAUUACAUAUUCACAACUCUACCUCAAACGCUUCACACCUCGACACUCAUAUUAUCCUGUGCUCCGACACCUUCCACUCCCCUUUCGGUAUGUGAGACCUUGAGGACUGUAGAUCACCACGCACUGCGAUAAAUAGACCUCCCGAUGGAGUCUACUCGGUUUAACUUAGAAUAUGUUGAUCUUAAAAGCCUUGAGGGUUGUCCAGUCCUGCAUUCGACUUCGCUAAGAUAGAUCACUCAGGAUAUACAGCUGACUAUUGCACGAUUAUGAUUACAUU
Molecule: messenger RNA, 1263 nt
Organism: Suillus bovinus
Lineage: Eukaryota; Fungi; Basidiomycota; Agaricomycetes; Boletales; Suillaceae
Exons: 5
Coding region: 85-1089 (334 amino acids)
Source: RefSeq, a predicted model, not a curated record